Molecule: messenger RNA, 2397 nt
Organism: Cantharellus anzutake
Lineage: Eukaryota; Fungi; Basidiomycota; Agaricomycetes; Cantharellales; Hydnaceae
Product: pyridoxal phosphate-dependent transferase
Exons: 12
Coding region: 1-2397 (798 amino acids)
Biological process (GO): transsulfuration
Cellular component (GO): cytoplasm
Molecular function (GO): ATP binding; carbon-sulfur lyase activity; pyridoxal phosphate binding
Source: RefSeq, a predicted model, not a curated record
AUGUCUUUCCUAGACUCAGAAACACCACUGCCUGACUCUCCUGCAGGAUUCAGGACUCGAAGAUAUCAUUUUUCGACUUUAUGUGCAACUGUUGAAAACCCUGAGCAAAAAGAUCAGUACAAUGCUAGCUCUGUCCCAAUAUAUCAAUCUGCCACGUUCAAAGGCAUGGAUGGACAGUAUGAUUAUACGAGAAGUGGAAACCCGACUCGCAGCCACCUUGAGCACCAUAUUGCAAAAAUAUCAUCUGCGCGUCAUGCAUUCGCCGUCUCGUCCGGUAUGGCAGCGUUGGACGUUAUCACCCGGCUCCUUAAGCCCGGGGACGAAGUCAUCGCCGGUGACGACUUGUACGGGGGAACCAACCGCCUUCUUGUAUACCUAAAAACCCACAUGGGGGUCGUUGUUCAUCAUGUCGAUACCACCGAUACAAAAUCUUCCAACAAACCCACUUCUCAAAAUGUGGAUCUGGCUCAGAUUGCCCGAGACGUUAAGGAAAGGGCUCCAAAUGCCGUAGUAGUUGUAGAUAAUACUAUGAUGAGCCCAUACUUGCAGCGACCAUUGGAGCAUGGUGCUGAUUUGGUCUAUGACAGUGCUACAAAGUAUCUCAGUGGCCAUCAUGAUCUCAUGGCUGGUGUGAUUGCCUGCAAUAGAGAUGACCUGGCCAAGGGGAUCAAGACCCUUGCGAUCCGCAUGGAUCGUCAACAAACCACCGCGAUGCGCGUUGCGUCAUAUUUACACGAUCUCGGCUUCGUUACACACUACCCUGGUCUUCCGAACCAUCCUGGACGCAGUAUUCACGAGCGACUGGCGAAUGGGACGGGCGCAGUCCUGAGUUUCAUCACUGGGGACAAAGAGUUGAGCGAGAGAAUCGUCGGUGCUACCAGACUGUGGGGCAUUAGCGUUAGUUUCGGGGCUGUGAACAGCUUGAUUAGUAUGCCUUGCCUAAUGUCCCAUGCAUCCAUCGAUCCUGCCGUUCGCGCUGCUCGAGGUCUUCCUGAAGACCUUAUUCGUUUGUGUGUUGGUAUUGAAGACGCUGACGACCUCAUAGAAGACCUAGAAUUCGCGCUCAUUGAGGCAGGUGCGAUUACACAAGUUCCACUGCCACAGGGUGGCGUGGCCUUUAGGCGGUUCAAGGACCCAUCUGAGUUUGGUGGUCUUGUUGGGAACGCUCUGGCGAAGCUAACUAAUGAGUUCAUGGUUUCUGCCCCUGGAAAGGUUAUACUAUUCGGGGAACAUGCGGUCGUGUAUGGAGUGAAAGAUGGUAAAUUGCAUUUAUCGCUUCCCGAUCUCGAUGGUUUCGAACAUGAGUGGGAUGUUGAGAAGGAUUUGCCUUGGAGCGACGUCCCGUCUGCAAAAGGAAGUCUUGAUGGCGCACUCGACUCGGAUCUGAUGGAGGCUAUCGAGCGACAAAGCAUACCAUCUGCUGCCUCGGGCACCGAUCCAAAAAGCAAAUCGCUGCGUGCAGCCAUCACGGCGUUCCUGUAUUUGUACCUGUCGUUGAGCACUGAUAAACAGAGGCCUUCUUUCACCUUCGCUGCUCGUUCUGCAUUGCCCAUCGGUGCCGGCCUUGGGUCAUCAGCUGCCUACUCUGUUUGCGUGGCAACGUCACUGCUGCUACUGUACAAUCGGAUUUCUCUCCCCACCCCACAAUCCCAGUCUCUUAACACCACCGCCUCUUCUCCGGCAACUUCGGAACGUUCUCUGGAGAUUGGAUCUUCAAAUCUACCUCAGGCAUUCACCGACGAGGUGAACAGAUGGGCAUUCGUCAGCGAAAAGGUUCUGCACGGUAACCCAUCUGGAGUCGACAAUUCGGUCGCUACAUAUGGAGGGGCAUUAGCGUUUACGAGGGACAUUGACCCUCUAGGCGAGAUUAGGACGAGAGAAGCCGGAAUGGAAAAAAUUUCGGGCUUCAAGUCGAUCAACUUCCUCCUGACAGACUCGAAAGUGCCCCGCGACACGAAGAGUCUCGUUACGGAGCCGGAAUUGGUCCUACCCGCCUUACGCUCUAUCCAGCAGAUCAGUGACAACGCACAAAUCUUGCUGGCCACCGAUCCGUCAUGCCUACCUCGAUCGGCAUUACUCUCUUCUUUGGAGGACCUCAUUGACGAAAUCAUUCGCACUUGCCAUUCGAAAUCUCUCCGCGUGGCUCCAUUUGGUCUCCACACAAAGCUGACUGGGGCUGGAGGGGGAGGCUGCGCCGUUACUUUACUUCCAGAUGUCUUCCGAUUCCUUGCUGAAUGCAUUCGCGAAGCAGGUUUCGUACCAUACCUGACGAGUAUUGGAGGAAAUGGCGUGGGUGUUCUCCCGACAGCGCCGAUUUCUGAUCAAUUGUUCGCCUCGGCAUCAGUUGAGAGGCUGAUUGAGGCUGUUGUCUCACAAAAAAAUUGGCAUUUUGCAUGA